GUAAUUUCGUCGUAAACAAAAAAACACGGGCCUGGUAAAUUCGUCGUAAACGGAAAAACACGGGCCUGGUAAAUUCGUCGUAAAUGGAAAAACGCGGGCCUGGUAAAUUCGUCGUAAAUUUACGUCGAUUUUACGACGAAACCUAAUCUAUAUAAGGGGACGCCGAGAGCGAGGCUGCCUCGCUCAUUCCUCCCAAAUUCCUUUGCUCUCUCUAAGGUAAACUCUCUCUUCUCUCUCUUUUUUUUUUUUUUAAAUUAGUUUAGGUGAUUAGUUAGGUAACGGAAUUAGUUUAGGUGAUUAGUUAGGUAAUUAGUUUAGGUGAUUAGUUAGGUAACGGAAUAAUAUUUUUAUUAUGUCGUAACUGAUAAAAUUUAUUUUAAUUUUUUUUAGAUGGCUCCUAGAAGAAAAUCCAGAGCACCUAGUUAUAGAGAUUUGUUUGGCGACGAUGGUUCCGGUACAUCUUCUUCCGGUCCAUCAUCCUCCACCGCAGUUCCAGACUCUCAGCCUUCUCAGAGAGUUGCUUGGAGUCCUCCUCCACCGCAGAUGCCUCCACCGCAAAUGCCUCCACCGCAUAUGCCUCCACCUCCUCCUCCAGCGGCUGCACCUGAGCCUGUCCCAGAAGGUGCAGUUCAUCCGGAUUUGCGUGUGCCUUCAUAUGCUCCAUUCGCGAGAUAUACGGUAGAGGAUUUGCUUGCCCAGCCCGGACGAGAGGGUUUGGAUGUUCUAGACCCCGAUAGACCCCGAGGAACUUAUUGGUUUGGGGCUAAUAACCGUGUUGGCCGGAGCGUUUCGAAAACGAUUAAGGGUUACUACGACGGGGCAUAUCCGAACUGGAGCAAGACUCCAAAUCACGUUAAGAUCACGUGGUUUAAAAUGUUUGCGCAAAAGUGGCAUUGGUCUUUGGGAAUCACCGAGAUGGUGAAGGCGGAAUUCGUUGCAAAAGCAAAGAUCCGCCUCUGCAACACAGUCUCCGAUUGGAAGGACAAGUGGGAGCUCGACGGGUAUGAGGGAAAGCCCACUGAGCUCACGACGGAUGUGUGGGAUGGCCUCAUCGCCUAUUGGAAGCACCCGUCUUCGAUCAAAAAGGCUAAUUCGUGCUCGGCUUCUCGAAGAACGAAGGAUAAAGAUGGUAAUUUGCCCAUGCUUCACAGAACCGGCCAAAAACCACAUGCAGGCAUCCGUCUAGACGUUUUGGAGAAGACGGGAGUCUUACCAUCUCUGUCUGACCUAUUCAAGAUGACUCACGCCACAUCCGACGGAGUUUUUGUGGAUCCUGCAUCAGAGAAACUCGCUCAAGCAGUGGCUACUCGGAUUGAAGAACGGGAGACGCAACUAACUCAGGAGUCUCCCGAUGGAUUACCCGUCACAUUGUCCACCGAAGAAGCCGACCGAAUCUUCGAAGAGCUGGCUCCUAGAAAGAAGGGCCGAAUAGUCGGUAUAGGCUCCGUUAACCAAGUUGCAAGGGCAACUUCGUCAUACACUUCGAGACGGGAUGAAGAGACUUCUCAGAUGAAAGCUCGAAUGGAUAGCCAGCAGGUUCGUUUAGACUCUCUUGAGGAUUUGCUAGACGUGAUGGCCGUGGGAAACCCGGUUAUGCAGAGAAUGUUGAGUCAGAGACGAGCCGCUCUUGGGUUGCCAGUACGAGAUCUCCAAGAGUCCGAUCCAACCCGUCAACAGCCGAGCAACCCCACCGACUACUUCGAUGAUAUGUAGUUUUUUUAAUAUUUUCGGUUUGUAUUAUGAAUUUAAAUAUUAUGACUUUUAAAUGCUUUUUUAUAUAUGUUUUUUAUUUUCAUAUUUCGUUUUAAAAUUAAAAUUAUUUAAAAUUAAAAUUAUUUAAAAUUCUGAAUUUUAAAUAAAUUCAAAUUUAUAUAUAUAUUUGAGGUUAAAAACAAUAUUCAAAAUAUAUUAUAAAACGAAACGUCGAUGUAGGCUCGACGUAAACAUUUACAACUAAUUACCGUCGAAAUGAUUUACGAGUCUUUUACAUCGAAUAUUUUACGUGGUCUUUACAUCGAAAUUUUACGUGGAGUUUACAUCGAAACAUUUACGAGGGUGUUACAACGAAACAAUUUACGUGUGCUUUACAUCGAAUCCAUUACGUGGAGUUUACCACGAAAUUUUACGUGUCAUUUACGACGAAUAUCUGCCCUGCGCUUUACGAGGAAUAUAUUUCGUCGUAAACGUAACAAGUCAUUUACGACGAAUCGUCGGUUACGACGGGCGUUUUACGACGAAACGUGUUUCGAAGUUCAUUCGUCGUAAACGUAACAACUUGGGAUUCUCUUGUACAUAUAUAUCAUUCGACGAAUAUCUGCCCUGGUCUUCGUCUCUUAUCUCGUGUUCUCUUUCCUUCCUUUUUAUUUUUUCGCUUUUAAAUCAUUUCAGUUGCCACACGUGGCAUCCUCUGAUUUGUCAGAUUUGCUACGUUGAAAUAGACAACACGAAAUGGAAAAAUUCCAUCCAAAAGAAGAAAAAUUCGCCCAAAUCUUUAUCACUUUUUAAUUGACAACACGAAAUGCAUUCUUGAAUGUUAAAUUUGGCUUCAUCGAUCUAUCUCUUUGUUCCUCUGCCACCAAUAUAGCAUCCACUCCACUUAUAAUGAAAGAAAAUCUCCCUCUCGGUUAUAAAGAUAUGAAAUAACGAUAUUACAUCAUUCAUAUUAUAAAAUGCAGGUAAUUACUCUGUCCAAUGACUUAUGGAAAUUACGUAACAUCUACAUUUCUAAGGAUGCUUCUCAAAAGAAGGUUUUCAACAAUCAUUUUAUUCAUAAAUAAACAAUUGAAGAAAGAGCGAAUAAAUAGAUUGGAAGCUUGCGGUAAGGAGAAUGAAUUGGGAUGUUACCACAUUUCAGGUUUGAUCCAUGCAAAACUAAGUUAUUUUUCUAGUCAUUUUAUACGGAUAUGGACUACUACUUUUUGGUCCAUUUGAAUAUAUGAGACAGGGUCUAUCCUUGGGCUGCACCUCUCACUCGGAAAUUAGUAUGUGUUUUUAAUAGACUCGGAUUUAACUUUUUUUUUAGCAAAAAAAAAACAAAUAAAUAAUGUGUUAUGAUUACAUGGUUUAAUGUUGAGAUUCAGACUAAGGUUAGCGUAUUUAUUUAGGGAAACAUAUUCUUUGGUAUCUUAAAGUUAUUUAAGAAGCUAAUACGAAAUACAUAUACCAGAACCAGAGAUUGAUAUAUAUGUAAUUUUCCUACAAAAUAAAGUACAGGGUAUAUGAGAUUGAUUAAUGAAUACAUCUUACAAUUUACGGUUAAGAAAAAAGAAGAGAAGAGAAUAGUACUAUAUAUAUACACUAAUAAAUUAUAUUUUUCAAAAAAAGGAAGACUAAAAAUAUUUUAAAAUUUGUGUAAAUUAUUUAAGGGCAUGAUUGGUACUCUUGAUGAUAGAACAACAGUACUAAUCAGUAUAAACAGUAUGGUGCAGUAUGUUAUUGAAGUUAUAUAUAUAUAUAUAUAUAUAUAUAAUGAUUAAGAUAUAAAUUUUAAGUGAUUAACAAGGUUAAAAAUAUUAUAUAUAAACUUCUAAGAAAUAUUAUAUGAUUCUUCAUGCACAUUAUAUUUAUCAUAACAAUUAUUUUGUAAUUUAAUUAUGUUUUUAUUUUAUUUUACAGAAUUAAUAAAAAUCAACUAAUGUAAGUAAUUCUAAGAAUAUAAAAUUUAAUUUAUAUAUAAACAUAAUGAUUUCAUGCUAUGUAAUACAAUAAAUUCAUAUGAAACUAUUUUAGAAUAUUUAAAUAUAUUUUUUGAACGCUAAAAAUAUUUAAAUAUUUAACAAGUCAUUUUGUGCCAAAACAAAAUAAAUGACACAAAGGGAAUGAGCAUUUGAAAAAUAUUUGUAGUUUUCAAAUACUUUCCUAAAUACUUUAUAAAAAGUUAGCAAAAACAUACUACUUUUUAAAAAUCUUAGAGCAUCAGCGGUGAAAGAAACUACAUAAGUCUCUCAAAAAAUAAUUAUAUCAUUGUUUAAUUCUGAUAAUUAUUAAUUUUAAUUUUUAAUUUACAUAGCUAAUAGAGACAAGACAAGACCAGGGCCGUCUCAAUUAUUUUUUGGACCCGGUUCAAAAAUAUUAACGAUAUAUUUAAAUCAUAAUGAAAUAGCUUUAGAAAUUAAUAGUUCUAUUUAUAUAUGUUUAAUUUUUAAAAAAAAAUUAUAAACUCUAAGUUUUUAGACUAUAAUUUAUGUAUAUCUUGUUGAAAAUUUCUUUAAAAUUUUUAUUUUUAUAUUCGGAUCCUGUUCGACCGCUCCACAUGCACGUGCUAUUAGACGGCCCUGGACAAGACAAAUGGCAUUUGGAUAUCUGGGCCAAAGGACGUCGCUCACUUCUUUCUUUCAUAUUUCCUCUCUCUUUCAUCAUUUUUUUUUAAACUUUUUAAUUGGUCAGAGACUACCACUGCUGGUGCUCUUAUCAAUCAAGCCGUUGUUAGUGAGGGACUACGUAGCUUUGUUCGGAAAGGGGUCGUAGACCACCGUUGACCAUCGUACUCAUGAGUUUAAUGGAAAUAUAGGGUAAACUAUAAUUAAAACAAUAAUGUAUCUUUAUUUUUUUGGGGUCAGAAUGUACCUAUAUCAGCAUUUUUUUUUUAAUAAUUAAAAUAAAAUUAAAAGGAACCUAAUACUCAAAGUAAAAGUCAUCAUUCAUGAAGAGCAGUGUUUCUUUAGAAAACGUCCAAUAGUAAUAUCUAUAAAAUUGUAAGUUGACAAAUAAUUAAAGUAAAUAACAUGGUUAUAUUAAAUCACGAUAAAAAUGAACUAUAUAUAUAUUCUUCUUAUAUCAGAUAUUUUUAUAAUCAUUGGAUAUUUGUUAUAAUUAAAAAUAAUACCCGCGGCCGUCCGAAUAUUAAGGUGUCUAUAUUCCCUCUUUGUAAAACAUUUUAAAAUUAACGAAAAGUUGGUACUUCAGGUUUCAUUGGCUUCCACUUGUUCUGGAAUUUUAUCCUAGCCUAUGGCUAGUCUCUCUGUUUGUUUAUAGUUUUAUAGGCCACACUCAUAGAUUCACGACCCAUUGUUGAAAACAAAAUUAGAAACGCAUAAAACCCCCCCUAAUUAAAUACUGUCAACAAAUCCAUUGUUUGAACUAGUCUCAUACCUAUUGGAGUUUAUAGGACAAGAGAAUCCCAAGUACUAAAUAUUUUCAAGAAUACUGUUGACUAGAAUAAAGAGAAUUGAUAGAUUAACAUAUCACUAAUAGAUAAGCUAAUGUUAUAUUUUUAAAUAAUUACAAUCCUAAAGUAUUUUCAUUUUAAAUGUCCUAAAACAAGAGUCAACUAGCUAGCUAGGUAUCGAUCCAUAUGGCUGGAAACAAGUAAAACGCAUUAUAAACAGUACAGAAAUGGCGUUUUAAAAUGAUUGAGCGGUACUAAAAUAAUAUGUAUAGUUUUAAAUUAUUUAUGUUUGAUUCUGUUUGAAUAAUUUCUAUAUCCAGCCAUGCAAAACGAGAAAAGUGUGCCUAUGCGUCAAUUCCCAUUUUCUCACCUACCAUUAAAAAUGUAUAUAAAAUUAGUUAUGUGCCUAUGCGUCAAUUAGUUGAUAAAUAUAUCGUGGAAAUUAAGAUGUUGUUGAUGUUGAAUAAUUUGUAAUAGAAUUGAUAUUGAGUUGUAUUGCUUUGGUUUAUAGGUAGAGACAAAUUAAAACGCAUCCAUGUCUCGCCUUACGCCUUUCCCUUCUCUUCAUGUGUGGCGACGCGCUCUUUAUCUCUUCUACGCCCUAAAAGCUCUCUUGAUCAUGCAACUUUCUAUAUUACUUUUAUAUUCUAUAAUUUGUUUUUGGUUACCACGCUAAUAUUAUAAAAUCCUCAGAAAGGGAUCAACAUCGAGGCCUUUUUGUUUAAUUAAUCUUAAUUGUUUUUAUUCUGAUGAACGACGCUACGUAUAUGAAGCAUCUUCUGCACAUUCGUAGACAGAGAAAAAGAGAGACAAAAGGACCCAACAUGCACACAACAAGAUACGAGCUUUCGGUUGCUUUCCACUUUCGUGAUUCUUCUGUUGGGUAAGCUCUUGUUUUUACUGUUUUUUCUUUUAUUUAUUUUUUAUUUUAUUUUUUUGAAAAGUUUUUCUUUUAUUAUUGAUUACAUAGAAACUCAAAUUUAUCAUAUUGUUUGUGUUUUGUUUUCAAUUCAAAUGUAUUUCGAUUGUAUGUUUCAAAUAUUUUGCCUAAAAACUGUGUUCGAAGUUUUCAAAUAUUUUUAGUAAAAAAAGUUUGUAUUUUUGCUAAUAAUUGUUUUACUGCGAAUGAAGAUAUGAAUUAUGUAUUUAUAUAAGCUCUAUAUAUAUAUAAUAUAAUUUAGAAUAUUUCUUUUUUUGAAAAAGGGCUUAUAAUUUAUAAUAUUUUAACGGUUUAUAAUAUAUUUAGCAAAAUUCGUGUACAACAUGAAAGUUCUUUUGCAAACAAACAAAUAAAUAAUGUAAAACGAAUAAAUCAUCUUAAAUUGUAUGUAACAGCAUUUUGGUAAUUGUUGUGUUAGAUUGUUUGAGAAUAAAUUCCAUAAACAUUGAACUAUAUCGGUUCAGAACCAAGUGUGGCUGUUCCACCAUGAUGGUACGUAUAUCUAUAUGAAGGGGACUUAAUAAUAUAUAUACGGAGUGUAUAUUCCACAUAUAACAAAAUAAAACAAUACAAAUAGAUAAACAUGAAUCCAAA
Messenger RNA from Brassica rapa (field mustard), 6641 nucleotides. RefSeq lists its product as uncharacterized. NCBI's taxonomy places the organism in Eukaryota, Viridiplantae, Streptophyta, Magnoliopsida, Brassicales, Brassicaceae. The record is from RefSeq and is a predicted model, not a curated record.